GGUUUUGCAGCCGUGAACUCGUUUUAUAUGGCCACGUAAUCAAUUGAUAUUGCAACAAAAACCCCCUUCAUUAUUCACUCCUGUUAAUUAUUGCUAGCUUACAUGUAUCAACGUUAAAAAUGUCAGUGUGUUAAUUAUCUGCUCCGAAUUGGACCGCCUCGGAGACUAUAUGGAGAUGCCCUACUCCGCAUUUUUUGACCGUAGGGUAUGUGUGACGCAUGUGCCCCGAUCGUUGUUCAAUAUUACUUCGGAUUUACACUUUCCAUUAUGAAAUUGUUUCUCAUUUGCCCGUCAUUUGCCCGCGUUGUCGGAUUCAUUUCGAUGUUGGCUCAAAAUCUUCCACGUCGAAAGACUGACAAGGCUUCUUUCUGGCUGGGGCCAUGUCAACACCUGCCAUUCUUAAAGCAACUGGCUAUAAAUAUUCUCUAUAGCAGGCAUGUUGCAGGUACAAAUCGGAACUCGGAAGUUACGCCGACCCUGUUGCGUUGUCAGUGCGUCUGGAAGGAGAUUGGGGUUCGAAAGAGGCAUGAGGAUGUUUGUUGUAAAGUAUAAUCACUACAAGAUAAAUCCCGCAAGAGUCAAUGCAGAACGAAGAGAAACCGGACCAGACUUCGACAAAAAGGGUCAUACUGAGGUCGACUUGUGACAGAAGCGAGUUGGAAGCCCAAUAUGGUUGAAUUGAUCGAUGUAGGCGCCAAUGCGGGUCAUCCCGGCCCUUGUGGAAUAGCAUUUCGGAUAAUCUGAGGCUUGAGCUUCAGAAAUGCGCCAAAGACCUAUUAAAUGACAAGUUAUUAUUGUAGAUAGCUGUCCCGACUGCACUAAUUCUGGUAUCAUCAGCCUUCUGAUAACAUCGGUGGGGUUGCACUGGACUAUAUCAACUGAUAGUAUAUACUACAGUACGCCAGUCUGCUACCACAUUCGUCAUCAUCAAAUGAUGAUGGCACGAUAAUUGACUUUUCGAAUUUAUCCUGUGUGUUUUGCCCGAUUGUGCGCUUCCUGGGUUCUGCAGCUUCGGGUUUUCUCAUAAUUGGACAAUUUAAUUACCUGCUAAACGUGAUUCGUCGUGCAGGUCCGGUC
Molecule: messenger RNA, 1077 nt
Organism: Talaromyces proteolyticus
Lineage: Eukaryota; Fungi; Ascomycota; Eurotiomycetes; Eurotiales; Trichocomaceae
Exons: 1
Coding region: 208-552 (114 amino acids)
Source: RefSeq, a predicted model, not a curated record